Trichoderma citrinoviride is the source of this 1386-nucleotide messenger RNA. RefSeq lists its product as hypothetical. NCBI's taxonomy places the organism in Eukaryota, Fungi, Ascomycota, Sordariomycetes, Hypocreales, Hypocreaceae. The coding region runs from base 1 to 1386 and encodes 461 amino acids. The transcript is spliced from 3 exons. The record is from RefSeq and is a predicted model, not a curated record.
AUGGGUCAUCAACGAGCCUAUUAUCCCGGUCUAGAGGUCUCGACAAAUGCGCAAGUCGGACAGGGGCUGGAAGUCUUCCGCGGUGACGACGGCUUGGAGGUUGUCAACUUUGGGCUGGACGCCGUUGGUAGUGGUUCCAAAAACGAGGCUGAAAUCAAGGAGAGCGAACGAAAAGAACCUGUGAGAAAGAAGCUGUGGCUCAUCGUAGCAGGCGUCGUCAUUUCGCUGCUUGUGAUUGCCGCAGCGGUUGCGGGCGGCGUUGUUGCAUCGCGACGACACGGACACAAGUCAGCCACAACAAGACCAGACGAUUCCGCGGGCUCUCAACCUUCUUCCACCCCGUCGACCUCUUCCAACUCGUCAAGCUCGCCCAAUGCCGCUUAUGCGCGCUCAGGCGUCGGAGUCACGGGGUGGUGGACGAGCUCCUCAAGCUUCAACAUCCGCCUCAUCUACCAGGGACAGGACGGCGACUUGCGGCUGAUGCGGUAUCACUCCGGCGAUGGCAAGUGGUCGAUGUUGGCUACCUUUGAGGACACAAAGGCUAAGCGAGGCACUCCGAUUGCGGCAUCGUGCUUCAAUGUUCCCGUCUUUUACUUCACCCCGGUGACGGACAGUAAUAACUACAUGCAAGUAGAGAUAUUCUAUCUCAACGACCAAGACGAACUCCAAGAGUGGGUCUACAGAGAGCAGGACAUCCCUUCGUCUUCGGCACAAACACACAAUGGCAGCGGAAUCAUGUCGUCCAAAGGCUGGAAGGCAGGGACAAACUCAAGGCUAGCAGCAUACUGGCCGAGCGUCAUCUAUCAGGACGGCGAUAACUUGAUGCAAGAAGCUUAUCUUGCCAAUCUGACUUGGAACCAAGAGAAGGUGGGCUUGAAGUGCCAUGGAAACUCAAGCAUUGCAGAGAUUCCGUACACUGUCAACGCAGGAAGAAGUGGAGGCGAGAGGCUCAUCUAUCAGCGGGACGACCAGAAGCUCCUUGUCGAAGAAAGGCACAAUUUGACCGAUGAGUUGAGUACGGAUGCGCCAGCUUUCACUGUCCCGGCCAAUGCACCCAUGGGAGCAUUCACCGUGCCCCGAGAUAGUACAAACACAUCUGACGGCGCCAUGAAUACGUAUAUCCUCUGGCAAGACGACACGGGCGCUCUCCAGAUGACUUGGGAGGAUGACAGCACAGGAUGGCGAACCUCGUCGACGCCUGCAUCCCUGGGAAGCCCCGACAAUGGCACGGACAUCUCCUGUCUCACGCCGACGAUUUGGUCCGUCACAUCUUUGCUGUCGGACUACGGCAUGGCUCGGUGUUAUUAUCUGGUUGAUGGGCAUAUCAGGGAGGUGCAAUAUGACGGCUCGAACUGGUCCGUGAUUGGAAAUGUGCAAGUGGAUUGA